AUGGCCAAGCAGAAGGCAGUGGCACAAAUAUAUGGAGAUUGGGAAGAGUCUUACGCGGAGUUGCCACGUUGGAUGCUAGGGGUCCAGUCGACAAUGCCCGGAACAAUCACGGUGUUGAAGACGUCUCCUAUUCGUAUUGGUGGUGGGGUUGAUGAGUCGACGGUGUACUUUCACCGGCUUUUCUGGACAUUUCCACCCUGUAUCGAGGCAUUCCGGCAUUGCAAGCCCCUCGUCAGUAUUGAUGGUACCCACUUAUAUGGGAAGUAUGGAGGGACGCUGCUGUUGGCGAUUGCUCAGGACGGGAACUCGAACAUCCUCCCGAUAGCAUUUGCCCUUGUGAAGGGCGAAAAUGCAGAGUCGUGGUCAUUCUUCUUGUCCAACCUCCGAGAGCAUGUGACUCCUCAGGAGGGUAUCCUUGUUAUCUUUGACAGGCAUAAUGGGAUCAAGGCGGCGCUUGAGGCACCGGAGACUGGGUGGCUGCCUCCUCGGGCUUUCUGGGCCUACUGUAUUAGGCAUGUGGCUGCGAAUUUUGCCCUAACGUUCAAAGGUAAGGACUCAAGGAGGAUGUUGGUGAAUGCUGCCUACGCAAAGACUGAAGCUGAGUUUUACUACUGGUUUGACAUCAUGCGGACUGAGAAUCCAGCAAUGUGUGACUGGGCCAACCGGAUGGAGUAUGAUAAAUGGACCCAACAUGAGGAUGGUGGUCGACGGUUCGGGCACAUGACCACAAACAUCAGUGAAUGUGUGAACUCCGUGCUAAAGAAAACUCGCAACCUCCCGGUCACAUCAUUGGUUAAGUCAACUUACGGGAGGCUUGCUCAGCUAUUUGUGGUACGGGGACAGACAGCAGAGGCACAACUCGGAUCUGGGCAUGAAUUCUGUCAGGCAUUGGUCAAGGCUAUUGAUCGGAACCUAAGAGACUCUAGGUACUUCACUGUGAUGUUAUAUGACAGGCAUCAGUCCGAGUACACCGUCGCGGAGACAACACCAACCGGGAGCUUCUCGCUGGGUAGCUAUAGAGUUUCCCUCCAAGAUCACCGAUGCGACUGUGGCCACUUCCAGGCGCUGCAUUAUCCAUGCGGCUUAACAUGCAACCAUUACUAA
Arachis ipaensis is the source of this 1104-nucleotide messenger RNA. RefSeq lists its product as uncharacterized. The record is from RefSeq and is a predicted model, not a curated record. Gene Ontology annotation, molecular function: zinc ion binding. NCBI's taxonomy places the organism in Eukaryota, Viridiplantae, Streptophyta, Magnoliopsida, Fabales, Fabaceae.